Molecule: messenger RNA, 1320 nt
Organism: Lodderomyces jiufengensis
Lineage: Eukaryota; Fungi; Ascomycota; Pichiomycetes; Serinales; Debaryomycetaceae
Exons: 1
Coding region: 1-1320 (439 amino acids)
Cellular component (GO): mitochondrial matrix
Molecular function (GO): protein binding
Source: RefSeq, a predicted model, not a curated record
AUGAUAUUUGUUACUUCUACAUCAAUUAUGCAAUUUCCACAAGCAGGACUAACACAACUACUGAAAAGUCUAAUAUCAAUACGUGGUCCCGACUCAACAAAAUUUCUAAAUGGACUAUUGACAUCAAGAUUAUUACCCAAUGUCAUUAAAAAGAAACAACAUACAAUAAGUGAUGCAGAAUUAAAACAUUCAAAUUUACAAGAGAUAAUAGAUGUCAAUACAAAUUAUGGAUUAAUGCAUGAAGAUAUAUAUGACCCCAAUUACAAUAUAACCAUAAGUAGAGAUGGAAUAAAUUCAAUGAUUUUAAAUUCAAAAGGUCGAGUAUUUACUGAUUGUUUUUUGUAUUGUGAACCAUUUCAUAACUAUCAAAAUGAAUUUGGAUCACUUAUGGAAGAACCUGGAUAUUUAUUAGAAGUUGAUCAACAAAAUACAAGUAAAGUCAUGAUGAUGUUGAAAUUACAUAAAUUAAGUGCAAAAGUAGAUAUUAAACCAGAUCCCCAAUUCAAAUCAUAUUAUUACUAUAAUGAUACACCAGAAUUUGACGAGUGGUUGGAAAAUGUCCAAAUAGAAUAUUUCAAAUCAGUUGAUCCAGUCAAUGCCAUACGAAAUGCUAACUCGUUCAUAGCUAAUGAUGUAAUAUUUAACAAAAAUUUUUCAAAGAACAUUUUUGGAUUUGCAAUAGAUAAUAGAAUACCAAACUUUGGAUUUAAAUUCGUUCUAAAUGAACCAGCACCCAAAGGUAUAUUUGCGCCACAAUUCCAACAAGAUUUUCUAGUCCAAGAAUUUCCAGAAGAGUUACUUCGGAAAAGAAGAUUUUCAAAUGGAUUAUUCGAAACUAAUGAUGCUGUCACGGGGGAUUCAUUAUUACCUUUUGAAUGUAAUUUAGAUUAUACUAAUGGAUUAUCUUUAGAUAAAGGGUGUUAUGUAGGUCAAGAAUUAACUAUUAGAACUUAUAAUAAUGGGAUUAUAAGAAAAAGGAUUUAUCCUAUAGAAUUUUUUGCACUUGAUUCUGACUUACAAGAUUUAUCAGAAAUACCAACUUCAACGUUGAGUAAAUUAGAAUUAAGUCCGUUAGAAGAAUCAGAGCCACCACAAGAAGAGUUACAACCACCUAAUCCAUUUGGAUCUUCUUCUAAACCAGUGCGGAAAAGAAAAAAUUCAAGUGGUAAGAUUUUGUCGGUAUAUGAUAAUUUAGGAUUGGGGUUGUUGAGUAUAAAUGAUGUUAACAAGUCACCAUGUUUUAAAGUUGAAGUACCUACAAUAGAUGGUAACAAAUUAAUUGGUGUUAAAGUUACUGUUCCAGAUUGGUGGCCAGAGUAA